This is a messenger RNA of Python bivittatus (Burmese python), 945 nucleotides long. The record is from RefSeq and is a predicted model, not a curated record. NCBI's taxonomy places the organism in Eukaryota, Metazoa, Chordata, Lepidosauria, Squamata, Pythonidae.
CCGACGUACACACAUUAAGCCGAGAGCCGCCCAGGGGGCUGUUCGUGCACCUCUUGCCGCUGCCGCUGCCGCUGCCCACCGGCCUGCCCUGGAUGACGGGCUCCCGCGCUAGUCCGCGGAGCAGAGACGCAGCCAUGAAUCUGGGGGAUGGUUUAAAGCUUGAAACUGAAAUACUGGAUGGAAAACCUAGAUUGAUAGUGGCUCCUUGUGUAAGUAAGUCGAAACCAGGCAUAAGGAUAUGUAAUAAAAACAAGAUCUUAAAAUACACAUCAAGAUCAAAACCAAAUGGGCAUAUUCUGAAAUCAGUGCAAACAUCCUGUGAGAAGAAUGAGUGUUUAACAAAACAGAAAACUGGAUCAAGACUUUCAGUGACCAAAGGUAGUAAACAUCCUGAAACUCUGAUGUUUACCAAGGAUUCAUCAAAAGAACCCUGUAAUAGAGAUGAUGCUUUUAUAAUCCAAAAAGACAAUACAACUGCAAAGCCAGAUAAUACGAAAGUUUCAGUUAAGAAACCUUUGGCAUCCAACAAGAAAUUUAAAAAGCAUUCUGCUUCUGUCGAGGAUCUAAGGGACAAUUUGGUAUGUUUAACACAACAGCAGCUGGAGCAGAUUUUAAUGGCAGUAAAAGAAGGAAGCCAAGCAGCCCCUCAGGUUCGGGAUGAGAAGAAAGCAGAAACAAUAUCGAACUAUUCAGACACCAAAACUCUUGCUGAUCAGACUUCAGAAGAAAAUGUAAUGGGAUUACUUCAGAAAGUUGGUGAUGUUCCAUCUCUUCCAAGUGAAAGUAGUUGUUGUUCAAACAAAAAACAAGGAAUCUCUAGACAUGCUGUACAGAAAAUAAUAAUGAAUUCAUGGAAACCAGCUGACAUGUUUAGUACUCUGGGAGAACGAGAGUGGGAUAAAACCUUGUUAGAUGCUAAGAAAUCUCAGUGGAAGAAAGAACUAG